Molecule: messenger RNA, 1216 nt
Organism: Aegilops tauschii subsp. strangulata
Lineage: Eukaryota; Viridiplantae; Streptophyta; Magnoliopsida; Poales; Poaceae
Source: RefSeq, a predicted model, not a curated record
AUGCCCGUCUACCCCCGCUUCUCUCAUCCACGACCCACCGACACGGUGAUCUCGCGCUUACUGCAGCUCUUGGCUUCCGUCCUUCGCUUGCCUCUGGUGGCUGGCACGCAAGAUUUGGGUAACUGCUUGCCCAAGACUUGCGGCGAGGCUGCUGCGGUCGGCACAUUAUUCAGCGCGUCUCGGAUGGAGUUUGAAAAAAGAAUGCAAGAAAAUUGUGCUACAUGCGGGGCUCGCGGCAGAACCAGUUGCUGUGACUGGCAUCUUUUUAGGACUGGCCAGUCGUAUAAUCUUCACGCCAAGCCCGCCUACCCCCGCUUCUCUCAUCCACGAUCCACUGAUAUCAUGAUCCCGCUCUUACUGCUGUUCUUGGCUUCCUUCCUUCGAUUGCCUCCGUUGGUUAGCGCACAAGAUUUGGCUACCUGCUCACCCAAGACUUGCGGCGACCUGACCGUGGCCUACCCGUUCUGGCUGGAGGAAGAAGGUCAGCAGCCGUGCGGGUCCCCGUCCUUCCAGCUCAACUGCAACGGCAGCCAAGCUCUUCUCAGUCGAUCCAUGUUCGGGGCCUACCAGGUCCUUCAAAUCUUCGCCGAGAACUCAUCCUUCGUCGCCGUCGACAACAACCUCCCGCUCGACGACGGCUGUCCCCCGUGGUGGUUCAACAUCUCGCUGGGUCUCGGGUUGAGUCCGUUCGUCAUCAGCAACAAGAACAGGGAGCUGCUCGUCCUCGACAACUGCACCAAGGAGGCGACGCCGCCGGGGUUCAGCCGCACGGGUUGCGCCGACGAGUCCUUCUACCGCCUUGGUGGGGUGUAUGGCGACCACCAGCGUGAACAAAGCAGGCUCCCUCCAUCGUGUCGUGUCGCAGUGGUGCCGGUCCUUGGUUUCGCUGAUGGCAGCACCUAUGUCCCCAUCAUGAGAAAGGGGUUUCUUCUCGAGUGGACGGUGGCGUCAGGCGAUUGCUCCAAGUGUGUGGCUAGCGGCGGCCGGUGCUCUUAUGGCAAUGAUGGCACCGGGUUUUCCUGCCAUUGCUCCGACGGCGUGCGACGGAUAGAGUGCGGUGAGUUCGGCGACUCAACUCUGCACCCUAGUUAAUUCUUUCUUCUUUUAGAUGAACGAAAGAGUAAUUUCUAGGACGAAAUAGGCAUCAGUUUAAUUAACACACCGACGAAGCCCUCGUUUGGUUCUUCGGCGACCCAUCGUCAUUGCAGUAUCUUUU